Messenger RNA from Colletotrichum acutatum, 1584 nucleotides. RefSeq names its product pre-mRNA cleavage complex II protein Clp1. The coding region runs from base 120 to 1490 and encodes 456 amino acids. Gene Ontology annotation, biological process: tRNA splicing, via endonucleolytic cleavage and ligation. Gene Ontology annotation, molecular function: polynucleotide 5'-hydroxyl-kinase activity. Lineage: Eukaryota; Fungi; Ascomycota; Sordariomycetes; Glomerellales; Glomerellaceae. Gene Ontology annotation, cellular component: nucleus; mRNA cleavage factor complex. The transcript has 4 exons. The record is from RefSeq and is a predicted model, not a curated record.
ACAGUGACUUUCCACGCGACUCUGAUUAUUGCAUCUUUGACGAUUCCCCGACCCUCCAGAGUUCGCUACGCCCAUCACUCUAAGUACUCGACAUCCUAUGAUCAUCAGAUAAACCGACCAUGUCGAUCCCCGGUUUGGGCCACCUCGUGGCGCCACAACCGACGUCCGCGAACCAAACCCGCACAAUCCGUCUCCAGCCCUUCUGGGAAUGGCGCUUCCAAGUCGCCUUCGACACUCAAAUCACCCUCAAACUCCUCUCCGGCACGGCCGAAAAAGACGGCACCGAGCUCGCCCUCCAGCACAUCUACACCUUUGCCGGCACCAGAUCCAAGAUCCUCACCCUGCAAGGAUGCGAGCUCGAGAUCGAGGGCGUGCUGGCGGACGAGUCCGUCGCAGAGUACCCCAAACCGCAAGACUCCCCCUCCAACUCGGUCCUGAACCUGCACUUCCAGCUCACCGCCAUGCGCCAGCGCGCCGCCGCCGAGAGGAGGGAGGGCCCGCGCAUCGCCGUCUGCGGGCCGCCGACGACGGGGAAAACGAGCUUGACGAGGACGCUGACGAGUUAUGCUGCAAGGGUGGGCGCGCAGCCGUUGGUGGUGAAUACGGAUCCUAAGGAGGGGAUGCUGAGCUUGCCGGGCACGUUGAGCGCCAGCGUCGUCGGGUCGCUGUUGGAUGUCGAGGCUGUUGAUGGUUGGGGCACGACGCCGACGAGCGGGCCGAGUCAGGUGCCGGUGAAGCUGCCGCUGGUGUACUACUACGGCCACGCGAGCUCCGAGGAGGACCCGGCCAAGUACAAGGAGCUCGUGAGUAAGAUGGCGGCGACGGUGACGUCGAGGUUGGGGCAGGAUCCUGAGGUCAAGGGGUCGGGUAUGAUUAUUGAUACGCAGGCCGUGACGGAGACCAACCAGGUUGGCAUGGAAAACUUUGUGCAUGUUGUGGAGGAGCUUUCGGUCAACAUUAUUAUUGUGUUGGGCUCAGCAAGUCUCAACGCCGAAAUCACCAAGCGCUUCUCCACGGAGAGGACCAGCCUCGGCGAGAACUACAGCAUCCUCCUCUUGGAAAAGUCAGAGGGCGUGGUCGAGCGCGACGUGGGCUACACACAGCAGGCCUGCGAGGCGUCCAUUAAGGAAUACUUCUUCGGUAGCAUCGGCCAGACGCUGAGUCCCGCCACGCAGCAAGUCGACUUUGACAGCCUGGCCAUAUACAAACUAGGAGAUUACUCCAUGUACGGCGGUGGUGCCGACGAGAGCCUGAUGCGCGUGGACCCCGCGCAGGCCAUGGCCCAUUGGACGCUGGCCAUCGUCUACGCCUCAGUCAAAGACUCGCCAGAGACAAUACGGACGGCCAACGUGAUGGGGUACGUGUACAUUGCCGACAUUGACAAGGAGAAGCGCAAGUUGAGGAUUCUGGCGCCGGUGAGUGGUCGGUUGGGAGAUCGGCCGCUGCUGAUGGGCAAGUGGCCGGAGCCGUUCAUCAACCUGUUGGGAUAGGAUAGUUUCAAUGAUACCACUUUACACCGUCACUGCUGCCGAAGUUUUUGUUGUCUCUUUUCUCCUUCGCAGCCUUGUUUUACGGUAUUCCAAA